AUGGAGUCGGGCAUCCGCUUGGGCACGCUCUGCCUUCUCCUCUGCCUGGGGCCAGUUGCAGGCUUUGGCGUGGACCCCUCGCUGCAGAUCGACGUGCUGUCCGAGCUCCAGCUGGGAGGCUCCGCGGAGGGCGUGCGCCAGGUGCCGGGGCUGCACAACGGGAGCAAAGCCUUCCUCUUCCCAGAUACUUCAAGAAGUGUAAAGGCAUCUCCAGAAACAGCUGAAGUCUUUUUUCAGAAGUUAAGAAAUAAAUCUGAAUUUACAGUCCUUGUGACCUUAAAACAAGCCCAUUUGAAUUCAGGGGUUAUUCUCUCUAUUCAUCAUUUAGAUCACAGGUACCUGGAGCUGGAAAGCAGCGGUCAUCGAAAUGAAAUCAGGUUGCAUUAUCGUUCAGGCAGUCAUCGCUCCCACACAGAAGUAUUCCCAUACAUUUUGGCAGAUGAUAAAUGGCACAGGCUUUCCUUAGCAAUCAGUGCCUCUCACUUGAUUUUGCAUGUGGACUGCAAUAAAAUUUAUGAAAGAGUUGUGGAGAAGCCCUUCAUGGACUUACCUUUGGGUACAACCUUUUGGCUGGGACAGAGGAAUAAUGCACAUGGUUAUUUUAAGGGCAUAAUGCAAGAUGUGCAAUUACUUGUCAUGCCUCAAGGAUUUAUUUCUCAAUGCCCAGAUCUUAAUCGCACGUGCCCAACUUGUAAUGACUUCCAUGGACUUGUGCAGAAAAUUAUGGAAUUGCAAGACAUUUUAGCCAAAACAUCAGCUAAGUUGUCUCAAGCUGAGCAGAGGAUGAACAAGUUGGAUCAGUGCUACUGUGAAAGGACCUGCACAAUGAAAGGCAUGACUUACAGAGAGUUUGAAUCCUGGACAGAUGGCUGUAAGAACUGCACUUGCAUGAACGGUACUGUGCAGUGCGAGGCAUUGAUUUGCCCCCUGUCUGACUGCCCGCUUAACUCUGCCCUGGCGUAUGUGGAUGGCAAGUGCUGCAAAGAAUGUCAAUCGGUGUGCAUAUUUGAAGGCAGAACCUACUUUGAAGGACAAAGAGAAACUGUGUAUUCAAGCUCAGGGGACUGUGUUCUGUUUGAGUGCAAGGACCACAAAAUGCAGCGUAUUCCAAAAGACAGUUGUACAGCUUUGAACUGCCCAGAAUCUCAACAGAUCCCCUUAUCUCACAGCUGCUGCAAAAUCUGUAAAGGCCAUGACUUUUGCACUGAAGGGCAUAACUGUAUGGAGCAUUCUGUCUGCCAAAACCUAGAUGACAGAGCUGUCUGUAGCUGCCGAGACGGCUUCCGAGCCCUUCGGGAGGACAAUGCCUACUGUGAAGAUAUUGAUGAGUGUGCUGAAGGACGGCACUACUGUCGUGAAAAUACCAUGUGCGUAAAUACACCAGGAUCCUUUAUGUGCAUCUGCAAAACAGGAUAUAUACGCAUUGAUGAUUAUUCAUGUACAGAGCAUGACGAGUGUGUAACAAACCAGCACAACUGUGAUGAAAACGCGCUCUGUUUCAACACCGUGGGUGGGCACAACUGCGUCUGCAAGCCAGGUUACACGGGAAAUGGUACCAUCUGCAAAGCAUUUUGCAAAGACGGGUGUAGGAACGGAGGAGCCUGUAUUGCUUCCAAUGUGUGUGCCUGCCCACAAGGCUUCACUGGGCCCAGCUGUGAAACUGACAUUGAUGAAUGCUCAGAUGGCUUUGUUCAGUGUGACAGCCGUGCUAACUGUAUUAACCUGCCUGGUUGGUACCACUGCGAAUGCAGAGAUGGCUACCAUGACAAUGGGAUGUUUUCACCAAGUGGAGAAUCCUGUGAAGACAUUGAUGAAUGUGGAACUGGAAGGCAUAGCUGUGCCAAUGACACUGUUUGCUUUAACUUGGAUGGUGGGUAUGACUGUCGAUGUCCCCAUGGCAAGAACUGCACAGGAGACUGUAUCCAUGAAGACAAAAUCAAGCACAACGGUCAGAUUUGGGUGCUAGAAAAUGACAGAUGCUCUGUCUGCUCGUGCCAGAGUGGAUUUGUAAUGUGCCGGCGAAUGGUCUGUGACUGUGAAAAUCCCACCGUUGACCUAUUUUGCUGUCCUGAAUGUGACCCAAGGCUCAGCAGUCAAUGUUUACAUCAGAGCGGGGAGCUUUCCUACAACAGUGGUGACUCCUGGAUACAGAACUGUCAGCAGUGUCGCUGUUUGCAAGGCGAAGUUGACUGCUGGCCCUUGCCGUGCCCGGAGGUGGAUUGUGAAUUCAGUGUCCUCCCCGAGAAUGAGUGCUGCCUGCGCUGUGUCACUGACCCCUGCCAAGCGGACACCAUUCGCAAUGACAUCACUAAAACCUGUCUGGAUGAAACCAACAUCGUUCGUUUCACUGGAUCUUCUUGGAUUAAGCAUGGCACAGAGUGCACCCUCUGCCAGUGCAAGAAUGGCCACAUCUGUUGCUCAGUGGACCCACAGUGCCUUCAGGAACUGUGA
Gavia stellata (red-throated loon) is the source of this 2451-nucleotide messenger RNA. It is a transcript of the gene NELL2, whose product is annotated as neural EGFL like 2. The transcript has 20 exons. The record is from RefSeq and is a predicted model, not a curated record. Gene Ontology annotation, molecular function: protein binding; calcium ion binding. Lineage: Eukaryota; Metazoa; Chordata; Aves; Gaviiformes; Gaviidae. Bases 1 to 2451 code for a protein of 816 amino acids.